This is a messenger RNA of Mercurialis annua (annual mercury), 1204 nucleotides long. RefSeq names its product protein CHAPERONE-LIKE PROTEIN OF POR1, chloroplastic. Bases 132 to 959 code for a protein of 275 amino acids. The transcript is spliced from 5 exons. Gene Ontology annotation, cellular component: chloroplast membrane. NCBI's taxonomy places the organism in Eukaryota, Viridiplantae, Streptophyta, Magnoliopsida, Malpighiales, Euphorbiaceae. The record is from RefSeq and is a predicted model, not a curated record.
UGAAAUUCUCUAAUUAAGCAGUAGCAGGGUUUUAGCAGUACAACAGUUUAGUCUCAUCGUCUUCGCAAACCAAUAAAUAUAUUCAUUUCAUUUCACAACUUCAGUUGUUGUGGUGCUGCUGCAUUCUGAGGAUGACUGUGUCUGGACUAAUGGGUAGUCCUUCAAGGUGUUGUCUCCGGAUACCUGUAAAUGGCCCGGUGUCAUUUCGCAGGCGAGUUUGCGGUUUUCCUUGUGCUGGAGAACUUAAUGAAAGGAUAAACUGUCUUAGUAUCAAGAGAUGUAAUGUAAAGAAAACUGGCUUUAUCAAGUGUGCAAUGGAUGCUUCCUAUGGUGGUGAUAUGACAAAUGACCAACCUGAUAUCUUUCCUAGAAUUCAUGUAAGGGACCCCUACAAACGGCUCGGGAUUAGCAAGGAGGCAUCUGAAGGUGAAAUACAAGGUGCAAGAAACUUCCUUGUAAAUAAAUAUGCUGGGCACAAACCAAGUUUGGACGCAAUUGAGUCUGCCCAUGACAAAAUUAUCAUGCAGCAGUUUUAUGAUAGGAAGAACCCAAAGAUUGACAUUGGGAAAAAGGUUAGGAAGUUAAAGCAGUCCCGUGUUGUGCAGGCUGUCACAAGCAGGUUUCAAACUCCAUCCACACGUGUCAUCAUAAAAACAGCAAUUGCAUUUCUAGCACUCGGAGUUCUCACGAUUCUAUUUCCAACUGAAGAAGGGCCUACGCUUCAGGUAGCCAUUUCCUUGAUGGCUACAAUAUAUUUUAUACAUGACCGGCUGAAGAGUAAACUCUGGGCUGUGCUUUAUAGUGCUGGAGCUUUUAUAUUCUCAUGGCUGUUAGGAACCUUCUUGAUGGUAGCAGUGAUUCCACCAAUUCCGGUUAUUAAAGGACUAAGGAGUUUUGAGGUUACUACUUCACUGAUAACUUAUGUGCUAUUGUGGGUUUCAUCUACCUAUUUGAAAUAGUACCAUCUUUCUCAUAGACCUCAAAUUUCCUGCGAUUGAUUAGUGGUUCAUCGAUCUCAUCUUUUCAUUUUAAGCUCUACCAUGUUCUUAACUGUAGUUUGAUAUUUACAGCGCGGUAACAUUUUUGUCCCCGAGCCACCCGUUAGGAAGAAAAGGUUUGUGGAUUUGUACUUUUUGAGAAAGAAUGUAAAAUUUAGAUGUAACUAAUGGGGUGAGUUGAUAUAAUUGUUUUAUGGUUUCUUGCA